CAGUUUUAAACAAUGGAAAUAUCAGUGGAGAUGAGGAAAGGACCAUGGAGUUCGGAUGAAGACUCUAAACUCAUCCAUUACAUCUCCCUACUUGGACAGGGACGCUGGAAUUCUCUCGCUCACUUUGCCGGGUUGAAGCGUACAGGUAAGAGCUGCAGGUUGAGAUGGUUGAAUUAUUUGCGACCUAAUUUACGACGAGGAAAACUUACUCCUCAAGAGCAGCUUCUUAUUUUACUGCUUCAUUUUCGCUUUGGAAAUCGAUGGGCAAAGAUUGCAGAGAACUUGCCAGGAAGAAGUGAUAACGAUGUUAAGAAUUACUGGAGAACUAAAGUACAAAAACAUGCAAAAAAGCAGCAUUGCGACGUCAAUAGCCAGCAAUUUCGAGACUUCCUUCUAUAUCAAUGGCUGCCCUAUCUGGCUGAACAAAUACGUGCCCCAUCAUCGUCUUCUUCUUCUUCUUCUACUUCUCACAUGAGUUACGCUGAAAUCAUGAUGCAUAAUACUCCUAAUUUUGUUCAAACUGGGAUUAAUGGAUCCACUGACAUGACAUGUCCAAACAUUCAUGUCUCAUCGACGGAUUCCUUCGAAGCAGAAGUUACAGUACCGCUGAUAGAUGAUGGUAAUAUUUGGAACAGCUUGUCCAGCUUUGAAGAUGGUUUUUCUGAUUUUUCAAGCCAAGAAAUGGCGGUUUAUGAGGAUCAGUACUGUAACAAUUGGACAAGCGCAACAUUAGAAAUAUUUCCAGAUGAAACGCCAUGUUUGGAUGCAAUGGACCUUUAGCUCUUUCCUUAAUUAGAGGUGUAAAGCGUAAUGUAAAACUUAAAAUACUACUAUUACUACUUACUUUACUGACAGCUGUACUUAACAGUUAACGGUGUUGUUAAGUCCUUUUGCUCAGGAAAUUUCUACGCAAUGGGGGU
Molecule: messenger RNA, 920 nt
Organism: Lycium barbarum (goji berry)
Lineage: Eukaryota; Viridiplantae; Streptophyta; Magnoliopsida; Solanales; Solanaceae
Product: transcription factor JAMYB-like
Exons: 3
Coding region: 13-780 (255 amino acids)
Biological process (GO): regulation of DNA-templated transcription
Cellular component (GO): nucleus
Molecular function (GO): sequence-specific DNA binding; DNA-binding transcription factor activity
Source: RefSeq, a predicted model, not a curated record